Molecule: messenger RNA, 3173 nt
Organism: Atta colombica
Lineage: Eukaryota; Metazoa; Arthropoda; Insecta; Hymenoptera; Formicidae
Exons: 6
Coding region: 24-3083 (1019 amino acids)
Biological process (GO): phosphatidylserine exposure on apoptotic cell surface; engulfment of apoptotic cell; apoptotic process involved in development
Cellular component (GO): plasma membrane
Source: RefSeq, a predicted model, not a curated record
GCGCCGGGCGAGGAUGCGGGAAGAUGGCGGCGGCGGUGGAGUCGUGCGAGGUGAAGUGCGCCGACGUUCCGCGUGACGUUGAGAACGCAACGGCGGAUCGAGCGGAUGAGCCGCGCGCGGCGACGCCGCGCCGGCAGGCUGAGCUUUACCGAUUUCGCGCCGCCGAUCUGCUGUACUACGCGUCUUCGGUUGCUUUCUUUCUCGCGGACGUAGCAACAGACAGCAUUGUAUGUGUGGAAUACCUUUUGCAAGGCCACUUAGCGUGGGGAUGCUUUGCAAUGGGUUUCACCGUCUUACCCGCUUGUGUUACCCAACUAUUUAGUUUGAGAUGGCAUCGCAGCGACGGUUCUCUACGGACUGUUCACUGGUUGCUGCAUAUCCUCCUACUUGGCUUUUUGCACAGGUAUUUGACCUUGCUUUGCACUGCGAUGUACUCUUUGAGAAAUAAGUCUGGCUUCAGCAAGGACAAGAAUUGGGUAUAUCGGCAAGAAAGCGAUAUAUGUAUGUUGCACUUGUUUAAGUCAUUUAUGGGAGCUGCUCCGCAGUUGAUAUUGCAGUUAUAUAUCAUUGCAAUGUUGAAACACGCACCGUUUUGGACGAGCGCUUCCGCCGUGACUUCCUUCUGCUCCUUAACGUGGGCUGUGAGUACAUACGUUAAGGCCAUGCACAAUAUCAAUCGCGAGCGCAACAACGUGACUUGGGUCGCUCUCGCCCUUCAGGCUGUUUGGCGUAGCAGUAUGCUGAUAUCAAGAUUCAUAGUUCUGCUGUUAGCGCUCAUCUUCUUGAAAGCAUGGUUCUUUUUAUUUUUGGGUCUGCAUUGGUUUAUCAUGACGAUCUGGGUGAUCUUGCAGAAGACAAAGUUCUGUUCUACCGCGUGGGAAGAGCGCAUCUACAAUUGUGUCAUCGGACUAAUCUACUGCUUUGACUUCUUUAACUUACGCGACGACAGAUCGCGCUACCGCGUGCUCAUCUUUUACUCAGUGAUCGCAGCGCAGAAUGUGAUCUUUCUGAUCAUAUACAUGUUACAUGUCGGCGAAACUAUCGCGAUGAUCAUGAUUGCGUCCGUGAUAGUUAGCUGUAUGCUCAUCGGUCUGACGAGCAUGUCACUAUAUUAUGGCAAAUUUCAUCCAUCAAGAACAGCGACGAACAUCUCCCGAAAUAUCAGCGAGCAUUCUACAACUACGAAGGUUGACGCAUCCAGAUCCUUUAAGCUGUUUCAUCGCGAUUCCUUAGUGUCGUUGCACCAUUCCAUGGACAUCUCGCCGAGGACUGAGGAGGUGCCUACCGACAAGCAAUCUUUGCUUACAAAUAUUGCGCAAAUUUCCGAUUGUGUAGAGGAAGGCAUUGUUAAUCGCAACUACAGCUCGGAGAACGAAUUCAACGCGAGCGCCUUGCGCCUCUCCACAGAAUGCGAGAGGUCGCAUAGUCGCAUCGGCGUCAAACACAAGGAAGAAGUCACGUUGGUCAAUGAUAAUCCGGACAACGCGCUUACUAGUAGCGCGCCGUUGAACUCUCUGUAUUCCGGCUUGCCUGAUAUUGACUCGUCCCGAAAACGCCGCGGCAUUUACGAGCACGAUAUCACCCCACAAUUGGACUGGCAUGCACCGGAUAUAUUGAACAUUGAUUUGAACCAGCUUGGUAGUCUCGAUAACUCUGAACGAAGCAAUUCUCUCACGCUGGAUUCCUGCAGUAAAGUAAUCGGAGCAUUGGACGUUAUCAAGAACAGAGAAAAACUAACCACCCCGACGCCGUUGGAGAGCAGCAGAAUAUUCGAUAUAGAGAAGGUGUCAAAGGACCUGCAGCAGCAGCAGCGGGACGAAACAAUGAGUUGCGUGACGUCAAUCCACGAUUACGAAAAUGUGUGCCCGUUAGGAAUCGCUAGACCGCCUUGGUGCAUCCGCAGCUGGAAGGGUUAUACAGACAUUGAGACGUACAUCCACGACGAUAGCGUGGUGCGCGAUAGGCGGCGAGAUACCUUGACGAGCACGACCGGUACGACGUACAGCUCGGAAUACUCCGACGGCAUGAUCUCACGAGGGAUAUUAAAGCAGGAUGAUUACGCGGACGCCCUGACUUACGAUCUGGUGGAAUCUAAGGGCAAUAAAUCAUCUUAUAGCGACAGCACAUUCUCUACGUCCGACGAUCAAAAUGCCAGUCUAUAUAUAGCCAAGCCGGUGGUGUUCGAUGACCGGGGCGGUAUGCUCGCAUUGGACACGAUAUUGGAGGAACGCGAUGAUUUGUCAUCGUCCGACGAGAAGUUUCAACAUGGGUCAGAGCUAUCGCGUGACUCCGCGAGUACUUUGGUGAGUACGAUAGAUCAGAUCAGGCGAUAUACAGCGGAGAAUUCGCCGCGACAUAUCUAUCACACCACUGGGACUCAUUGGGAAGACCUGAAUCCCAAGAACUUGAUGGCGCAGGCGCGCUUUGCCAAAGUAUUAUUCGACAAUGAUCUCAGGAACGCUUCAACGACGACUGGUUCGAUUGAUCUGACCGCGCGAGACGUCGAAAAACGCGAGAUAGAUGCGAUCAGAGAAUUCGUCCGAUGCUGUGCUAUAGAGUCUAUCAAGAAAACGCCUCUGAUAGACGCUGUCUUGUCCGAUUCACCGAUUCUGGACAAGGCGAGCAAGCUUAUGCGGCAGGUCACGUUCGCGGAUUGCAAGAAUGAUUUCGACACGAAUGAGAGCGAUCUUUAUGUUGAAAUGAGUCCCUUGGUAUCUGUGGAAAACGGCGAAAAUCUAUGCCAAGCUAGGCCCAUCGACACUAAGACUGCCGAAGCAGACGAGAGCGACACUCUCAAGAGAAAUACUCUUCCCACAAUAUCGAAAAAAUCGCCAAAUAAAGAGAAUCUGUCGCCAAGCUUGUCGAAUAACAAUAGACGGAUUAAUAAUAUAUAUGAUGACAAGGACAAUAAUGAUAGUCACGCUUGGACUAUAGAAAGAGAUGAGAAAAAUGACAAAUCACUGUGCAACAUGCGUUUCAAUCUGAAAGAGAAGAGGCACUUAUUUCUGGAGCAGGUUCUCUCACCGGUUCCAAAACUCUGGAACAAACGUAUCUCCUUUCACCCGAGCACCAAAAAUUUAUAAUAAAUUUCUUCGCACUUCUUGGUUUUCUCACUCGUGUUCUAUAGUUAAAAAUCGAUUCGAAACUCAUUUUAUCUAUUUUUAUUAUGUAUA